Mangifera indica (mango) is the source of this 1951-nucleotide messenger RNA. Its product is annotated as vicilin-like seed storage protein At2g18540. The record is from RefSeq and is a predicted model, not a curated record. Bases 16 to 1803 code for a protein of 595 amino acids. The transcript has 4 exons. NCBI's taxonomy places the organism in Eukaryota, Viridiplantae, Streptophyta, Magnoliopsida, Sapindales, Anacardiaceae.
UGAUACAAAUCAAAGAUGUUGAACCAACCUUUCGUUUUGUUGCUUCGAUCUCUCUCACUACUCUGCUUCUUUUUCCUUGUUCUUUCUGUAUCUCUAUUGAAUGUAGAAGCUGUGAAUGAUCUUCAUCAUGAGGAGGAUGCUUCAGAGGUGACGUAUCUGGUGAAGAAAGGAGAAAGAAAAUCUCUUGUUGAGACAGAAUAUGGAAAGAUUUCUGGAGUUAAAAUCUUUGAUGGAACAAGAGGACCUUAUCAUCUUCAGUUCAUCACGUUGGAGCCAAAUUCUCUCUUUCUUCCUGUACUUCUCCAUGCAGGCAUGGUCUUUUAUGUCCACACAGGAAGUGGGAGGCUGAGUUGGGCUGAUGAGAAGGACACAGUAAGCUUGAAUAUAAAGAGAGGAGAUGUGUAUAGACUACAGCCAGGGUCUAUUUUCUUUAUGGAGAGCGAUUUGGAGCCAGAGAGAGAGAAGCUUAGGAUCCAUGCAAUGUUUUCUAAUAUAGAUGAAGAAUCAUUUGAACCAGCAAUUGGCGCAUACACUAGCAUUAGUGAUCUGGUCCUAGGAUUUGAUGACAAAGUCCUGCAAUCAGCUUUCAAGGUGUCUGAGGAUUUAAUCGAAGCGCUAAGAAAUUCGACAAGACCCCCACCUAUUAUUCAUGCAUUGCCAAGGGAGGAGAAGAAAUCAACCUUUUGGGAAUUCGAAAAUCGAUUCCUGAAAGCCUCUGUAGGCGGCGGAGGUUUCAACAUAUAUGCCAUUAGCGGCAACAAGAAGAAAGCUAAAACAUAUAAUGUCUUUGAUGCUGACCCAGAUUUCAGUAACUGCAACGGGUGGAGCCUAACAGUGAAUAGAAAACACUUGAAAUCAUUGAAGCACUCAAACAUUGGAGUUUUUAUGGUGAACUUGACAAAGGGUUCGAUGAUGGGGCCGCAUUGGAAUCCAAUGGCCACAGAGAUAGCAAUAGUGCUACAUGGAGAAGGGAUGAUUCGUGUCGUUUGUCCAACUACUGCAAAAAGCUGCAAAAACAUGAGGUUUAGGGUGCAGGAAGGAGAUGUAUUUGUUGUACAUAGGUUUCAUCCCAUGGCUCAGAUGUCUUUUAACAAUGACUCAUUUGUUUUCGUGGGAUUUAGUGCAACAAGGAGGAGAAAUUAUCCUCAGUUUCUAGCAGGAAAGAGCUCAGCGAUACAAAAGUUGGAUAAAAGAGUCGUGGCUAUGUCCUUCAAUGUAUCUAACACAGCAAUUACUCACCUGCUGGCGCAGCAGGCAGAGUCAGUCAUAUUGGAUUGCACAUCUUGUGCUGAGGAAGAGGAGAGCAUAAUGGAGGAGGAGACUGAGAAGGAAAGGGAGGAAGAGGAAGCUAAGAAGAGAGAGGAAGAAGAGAAAAAGAGAAGAGAGGAGGAAGAAAGUGAAGAAGAAGAAGCCCGAAAGAGAGAAGAAGAAGAAGAAGGAAGGGAAGACGAAGAAGCUAAAAAGAGAGAAGAAGAAGAAGAAAGGGAAAGGGAAGAGGAAGAAGAAGAAAGGAAAAGGGAAGAGGAGGAAGAAGAAGAAAGGAGAAGAGAGAAAGAGAAAGAAAGACAAGAAGAAAAAAGGAGAAGAGAGGAAGAGAGAGAAAAACAAGAAGAAGAAAGGAGAAGACGAGAAGAAGCAGCAAAGGAAGAGGAAGAAGAGGCCAGGAGACAAGAAGAAGAAAGGCAAAGGAGAGAGGAAGAAGAAGAAGAACCCUGGAGAAGAGAACGAGACAAUGAAGGUGGCCGUGGGCAGAGAAGAAUUCUAAAACAUUUGUCCUUGGAAGGAUUCAUACUUGUUCCCUAAACUCCAAAGUGGAGCCUCCAUCACUUUGGAUAGCUGUGUGUCAAUAAAAAUCUACAAUGCCCUGUUCCUCUUGGUUUUAACAUUGUUGAUGUAAUGAACCGAGUGAUCUCAUGUUCUCUCCCAGUAAAUAAAUAAGCUUUGUAAAAUA